Molecule: messenger RNA, 984 nt
Organism: Andrographis paniculata
Lineage: Eukaryota; Viridiplantae; Streptophyta; Magnoliopsida; Lamiales; Acanthaceae
Exons: 3
Coding region: 1-984 (327 amino acids)
Source: RefSeq, a predicted model, not a curated record
AUGGAAAUUAAAAAGGCUAUGUUGGAUUUAGGAGCAGAUAUGCAUGAUGACAAUUCACCUAAUCCCUCCCCCAUUUUGCUUGUAUGGCCUUUUAUGUGCACUGCACAAACAAAGAUAGAUGUUAAAACAGGGAAAUUGACUAUGGAGUUCGAAGGUGUAAAGGUUCAUUUCAAUAUUUUUGAUGCAAUGAGAUAUCUUGUGGAGCCUAAUACCUUGUAUUGUGUAGAUGUCCUUACUGAAAAUGUGCAGGAAGUCUUUGACUUGAGUGGAAAGGAUGACUUGGAGGUUGCACUUACAAACUGCUUGGACAUGAAAUCUAUGGAUGAAUUUCCCAUAAGUGGUGCAUUGGAAGAAAUGAUUCUGGCUUUGCAAUAUUUGCCACAUGAACCAUUAAGGUAUGUUGUGGUUAAUUCAGUUUUAGCAAAAUCUGAUAAGGGGCUGUUGCCAUCUGUUGUGCAGGCACCGGCUUUGGAGAUGAAGUCAUUGUCCUCGAACUUGAAAUAUGUUUUUCUAGGAGUUGGAAAGACAUUACCGGUGAUCAUAUCUGCUGCAGUGUCUCCUAGUCAAGAGGAGAAGUUGAUCCGAAUUUUGAGAGAGCACAAAGAAGCCAUUGGGUGCACGUUAGCUGAUAUAAAGGGGAUUAGCCUAUUUCUUUGCACCGACAAGAUUCUUGAUGCCAAGCCAAUAAGGCAAGCUCAAAGGAGGUUGAAUCAUGCUAUGAUGGAAGUCGUAAAGAAAGAGAUCUUGAAGCUCUUGGAUGCUGACAUUAUCUAUCCAAUCUCGGAUAGCCAAUUGGUGAGUCCAAUUCAUGUUGUCCCAAAGAAGGCGGGAGUUACUGUAGAGGCUGACCACGAUGGUUAUUUCCAAAUUGCCAUCGCACUGGAGGAUCAAGAAAAGAUGACAUUCAUAUGUCUUUUUGGCACAUUUGCUUAUAGAAGAAUGCUAUUUGGCUUGUGCAAUGUCCCUGCGGCAUUUCAAUGGUGA